AUGGCAGAGGCGGCCAAGGCGAAACCCGAAGCGAAAGCAGCGGUGGCCAAGAAGCCACGCUUAGAUUGCAUCGAUGGCUGUCGUUUCGCCUUGGUCUUUCCCAUCGUGGUGGCGCACUUCGCCAGGUUCGGCACGAGCAACCUCACGGCGUUGAAGCUCCUCACGCAGGAGAACGUCUUGGUGGGCGGCUUCUUCGUAAUCAGCGGCUACGUGAGCGCCUACACCUCCACCAAACUGGGCGCGCGAGGCGUUGAGGAGAAGAAAGUGGCCAACCCGGAACUCUUCUUCUGGCAGAGGGUGAUGGCGUACUAUCCUUUGCACUUCGUCUCGUCUGCUAUUUUUGCCCCUAUGUUCAUCUGGGUGGAGAGGCAGUUCAACUCCACUUGGAAUAUGAUCGCCUUUCGCGCCAUGUUGAACUUCACCAUGUUGCAGGCGUGGUUUCCGAAGGAGGCGGAGAUUUGGAAUCAGCCCACCUGGUUCCUGUCUGCUCUGACGUUUUCGAACCUCACCAUGCCCACCUUCGUGUUGCCCCAAGUAGCACAACUGAGCAAGGGUGGCUUGAACAAGCUCUUCUAUGCCUUGACGGGCAUCUCCCUUUUGCAAAAGGUCUCCUACUCGGAGACGGCACGCUUCCACAGUAGCAAAGAACAUCCGGUGGACGGCAAGGUGAUGCAUCCGCUGAUUUGGAACCUCACGCGCUUCCAUCCCUUCUGGGCCUUGAUGGAGAUGACCAUGGGCAUUGUGGCGGUGCGGCAUGUCAUGCUGGACACGGAGGAGGAUAAGAAGAAGACCCCCAUGAACCCCUUGUGGCUCUUCUUGGCGGCCUAUUCUUCGCUCCUCCUUCGACUCACCCAGUUUGACUUCAAUGAUGCCAUCAUCCGCGGCGUUCUCUUCGUGCCCCUCUUCACGAAGUUCCUGAAAGCCAUGCACCGCGACGCUUUAUCCAAAGAGCCCUCCAGCAUCACCAAGUUCUUCGGAAGCAAACCGAUGGCCACACUGGGGUCGCUGGCCUUUCCCAUGUUCAUCGUGCAUGGACCUAUUGGGCAGAUCUUCUACAAGAAGAUCAUCGCCAAGAAGUUGUGGGGCAAGCCGAUGCCACACAGUUUUUUCCCCUUCUAUUUGGCCAUUGUCCUAGGGCUCAGCCAUUUGGUGAACGAAUACUUUGUGAAGAGCAAGAAGGUCUCUGCCAUCGGAGGGCAAGUGGCACAAACCUUGUCUGGCUGGACCAGCGGCAUCUUGAGGGAUAGCUGA
Cladocopium goreaui is the source of this 1251-nucleotide messenger RNA. The record is from the annotation of a GenBank genome assembly. NCBI's taxonomy places the organism in Eukaryota, Dinophyceae, Suessiales, Symbiodiniaceae.